This is a messenger RNA of Spinacia oleracea (spinach), 936 nucleotides long. RefSeq lists its product as uncharacterized. The transcript is spliced from 8 exons. The coding region runs from base 1 to 936 and encodes 311 amino acids. The record is from RefSeq and is a predicted model, not a curated record. Lineage: Eukaryota; Viridiplantae; Streptophyta; Magnoliopsida; Caryophyllales; Amaranthaceae.
AUGGAUGUUCGAGAUGAAAUUGACAUGAACAAGCUACAAAAUCCAACGAAAAGCAAAAAUACUGGAAGAUCUAGUGAAGAGCCAAAAAUCGGCACUGAAAAGCAAUCAGAUAUGACAGAAACUGGACAAUACCAAAUUGAGAAUGAAAUUGAAACUGAAAAGCAAAUAGACAAAGUCCAAGAACAACCACAAAGGUUAAUACUCAAAUUUAAGCGAAGACCAACUAAAUCCCAGCCAGAGGUUCAGAAAGUAUUAAGUGAAGGAGAUGGGAAGGCAUCUACAACUUCUAAGACAGAAGUUCAAAAAUCAUUGAGUGAAGAAGAAGACAAAUCUUCAUCAAAAUCCCAGCCUGAAGUUACUGAGAAAUCUUCAUCAAAAUCCCAGUCUGAAGUUCAAAAAACAUCAAGUGAAGUAGAUCAAGAAGAUCCUUCAAAAUCUAUGGUACAAAAAAAGAUUGCUACAAAAAAUAGGGGCAACAUGUUAGUGAAACAACUUUUAGCAAAGAGCAUAAAGCAGGACAACAAAAAAAAGGCUGCAACAAUGGUAGCUGCAGCUGCUGCAAAAGCCAGCAAAGAAGCUGAGGAAAGGAUAGCUACACCUGCUGUAGCUGCACAAAUAGGAGCUGAGAAAAGGGCACCUGCUGCUGAUGCAGAAGCCAAAAGAGUCGCCGAGGAAAAGGCAUCUCCAGCUGAGAAAGAAGCCAAAAGACUGGCUGAGGAGAAGGCAUCUGCAGCUGAUGCAGAAGCCAAAAGAGUGGCUGAGGAAAAGGCAUCUGCAGCUGACGCAGAAGCCCGAAGAUUGGCUGAGGAAAAGGCAUCUGCAGCUGAUGCCGAAAGAGAAGCUGGGAAGAAAGAAGCUGAAAACAAGAGGAUGGAGGCUAAUGAGAAAAAGGAAGAAGAAGAUAAAGCUGAAGCAAAGAAGAAGGAUAUUGAGUAA